AGCGCCAUGGCCUGUACACCCUUCAGCAGCCUUUUAACCUUUUGUUACUGGUACAGAAAAGAGAGAGAAACAUUGGCGCAUUUGAAGUGUAGAGGAUGAAGCGUCCCUUGUUCCCUCCCCCAGUAGCUGCCGAGAGUCUGUGGAAGGAAAUCCCCUUGUCUGACAGGCUCCUAGAUGGGAAUCACAGACGUGUAGGGCUGGCAGGGACCUCACUGGGUCGGCUAGUCCAGCCCCUGGCACUGAGGCAGGACUCGGUAUUACCUAGACCAGCGGUUCUCAAAUGGUGGGUCGGGACCCCAUUUCAGUGGGGUCUCCAUGGCUGGCUUAGACUUGCUGGGGCUUGGGGCUGUGCGUGGGGCUCAGGUUACCGGUGUUACAGGGUUACAGGCUCAGGCUUUGGCCCCCCAGCCGGGGCGGUGGGACUGGGGCGGACUCAGGGUCCUGGGCGCGUGUAGUAAUUUUUGUUGUCAGAAGGGGGUCGCAGUGCAGUGACGGUUGAGAAGCCCUGAUGUAGCCCUUCCCUGACAGGUGUGUGUCUGACUGCUCUUAAAAACCUCCACCCCCUCCCUGGGCAAUUUGUUCCAGUGCUUAACCACCCUGACAGGAGGAUUUUCCUAACGUCCAGCUGUCCUUGGGGAAGGAGGGAGUUGAGCUGGGCUGGAGCUGGUGCUGCUGUUAGUCUGAUCCCGUUUCCUGACAGACACCACAAGAGGGGAAGAAAAGAACUGCAAAGAGAGAAAAAUGCAGCUUCUGUCUCUGGUCUUGACCUUCACUUGCAAUCUCAGUGCUAAAAACGCAGGCCCAGCACACGAUCUUAUCAGCCCCUCUGAGACUGGCGAACUUGUCCCAGCGCCGCGUGUCCUGGGCAUUGCCUGGAGCUGCCUUUCUGAGCAGUGCUCAGCCAGACAAUCGUUAGACAGCGGGAAAGAGCGCGAGGGAAGGAAAGGACCCGGGAGCGGAGGCUGACCCAGCCGAUGGUCGGGAUACAGCUGGAGCCAGGGGAGCUGGUGACGUCAUCUGGGUCCCUGUCUUGGCCCAGGCUGGUCAGGACCCCUGUGAGGCCCAGUGGGGUCCCAGGAGAGGGUGGGGGUGACAGCCCCGAUGGAGGAGCGCGCUCCUUCCCGUUCUUUGUCAGCCCGCAUCGCAGUAGCCAGCCUUCCCCCCAGCGCUCUGUCGGAGGACCGCAAAAUGGGGGUGGGGGUGGAAUAGCCCCACCCCUCGAUGUUUUGUCCACCACUUUCUGGCUCUCCUGGGAGUUCUGUCAGCCCCCGCCGUGGGAACACGCUGGAGAGCAGGCCGCCCUGGGGAGUGAUGCAGCGCCCUGGGGGUGUGGGGCUGGAGUCAGCCUCGGGGCAGCCUCACCCAUGCCCCUGGGAGCACUCACCUGCCGGGUUUGCCCAGCAGCUGGUGUCCCUGAGCCCCGGCAUGUGGUGAUGGACGGGGACUGAGCGCUGCCCCGGGUCGGGGAUUGGCACCGCUGGCUCUAGCCUGCCCUCUUGGUGCCGUGUCGCUGGCUGCACUCGCUGGUGAGCCAGGACUCCAGCACUGACUGAGCGGCCGCCCAAGGAGCAGGGCAGGGAGCCCUUGCAGUGGGGCAGGCCUCCAGCAGGCAUUGCCAGGAGCAAGCGGGUGGGUUCAGCCCUGGAGGCAGAGGGGCUGCAGCUGGCAGGCUGGGGAGCUCGCAGAGCGCUGGCCUGACCUGUGCCGUUAGGCCUGGAAGCAGCCGCUUGGCAGCCCGGCUCUCUAAUCCCUCUUCCCCUCUCCUGCGCUCAGUGGUUCGUGAAGGUCAGGGAUGGUGCGGGCUGAGCAGUUUGCACUCCAUGGUGUCUGAUCAUCGGAGUUACCUGAGUGCUCCGCUUCCUGGAGCGUCUCCGCAGGGCCCGAUCCUGCCUGAGCCGUGCAGCACAAUUCCCACUGAAGCCAGUGGCAGCAGAGGGCUCUCAGCCUGUUGGAUGUGCGCCCUGAGAGCGCUCCUAGUGAAUGCAGGGCUGGCCCAGCCCAGCGGUGCUGCCGGCACGCUCGCCGAUAGCCAGAAUGUGUCCCAUGUGCUUCAGAACUCAGCCGUCCCUUCCGCCGGCACCCAGCCUCUUUGCUGUCCCCUCGCCUGCCUCACAUCCCUCCUUACCGGCAAAGGGUCCCAAUGAACACUGCAUAUUGACCGGGCUGCCUGGGACUUGCAGCCCCGCUGCAUCCUGUUAUGGCUGCUUGGGGACCGAGGCUGGGCACAGGGGUUGGAACUGGGGGGGCUGCUGCACCCCCUGGCUCAAAGUGGUUUCUAUCAUAUCCGGGGUGCUGUGCUGCGUGGGCUGCUUUCCUCUGUCCUCUGGGCCUGUCGAAGGUGCUUGCUGCUGUGUGUUUGGAUGGGAUGUAAAACGGAGCUCCAGGCAGCCUGGCGCUAUUAGAGAUCCCUGGGCCCUGCUCUAGAGCCUCCGGGCUGCAUCCUGUGCUGGAAAUGCGCUUUGCCCCCCUUAGAUCCCCCGGGGCUGGGCUGGACCCAGGGUUCCUCUGGUGGGCAUAGCGCGGCGGGGAGAGCGCGAGACAGAUCGCUGGCCCUGGCGGCAUCGCUGGCUCUCCGCGCGUGGCUGUGACAGCGCUGUGUGUCCCUGGGCCUGUCCUGCAGUGCCCGGCGACGCCCCAGGGGGGCUGGUUCAGGGUGGGACAGGAUCCCCCGUGCAGCGCGUUGCGGUUACGUCUGAGGGGCUGGGAGCCGCUGUGCCCGCACGCUGGGGACGCGUGAGCUGUUGCUAGGACUCCGUACCAGCCUGUCUCUCUGCGGGGUCCCAGGAGGCUCUGAAGAGAAGUGCCGUCGAUGUCACCGUGCCCAGCAGACACACCGGCUGCUGGGUGGGAACGUGCCUUGCUCCGGAGAACCGGGGGUGGCCAGGGCAGAGCCCGGACUGGGUGAUAGGUUUGCGACCCAGGUCCGUUUGCUGUCUCUGGGGCAGAGGCGCAGGCUGGCAUGGGACCCACUUGAGGGGGACCCCCGUAAUGUGGGCUGGGGCAGCCUGGCUUUCCCACCCAAGCGGUGAGCAGUCCCUAGCUCUGAAUCCAUCCUCUCAGUCAGCCCCAGCGGAGCAACUCCACGCUGCAGAUGCUGCUCUGGCUCCAGCCGCAGGCGCCCCAGGCCCUGCCUGUGAGCGCCAUGUCAGGGGCUGGCUAGUGUGUCCGGCCCUUGGCCCAGAUCCCUUGGAGAGUCGCUGGGACCUCGCCAUCUCCAGUGCCCGUGCGGCAGCUUGUGCUGCCCAGCGUGGCCCUUUGCCUGCCUGGUGCAGGCCGGGAGAGGUCCGGCCAUGGCACUGGGGUUGAGCUGGACGUGUGGCUGCUGGCUUUGUUUUGGGGAGGUGCCAUGUGCUGUGUGGGGCAGCGUGCCCUGGCAGUGAGCAUGACAGGCACCUGAAGGGUUCCCAGGGAGCCAGCAGCCAGUGCACCAGCCGUGGCUGUGUCCUGCCUCCGGCUCUGGACCCCAGUGGCACAGCAAAGCCAAGGGAGGUUAGUAACAGGAGAGGCCCAGGCGCAGCGCGGAGGCCCGAUCGAUAGCUCCCCGCGUCCCCAGGGCCGUUAAUCCAUCUCCCGGGCUGAUGGCUGGCGCACAGGCCCGGGGACUCGCCCCAUUAAUCAGCCUGCUCGCUCGCUCCGCACAGAGACUGCAGCCAGCCAGGCUGCCAAGCUGCAGAGCGUGCGAUGGGGCAGGUGCCCGCGAGCUGUCCCUCUGAGCAGGGCUGUUGGGUAGGGUGGGGGGGUCCCAUCCUGGGCACUGGGCGUAGCUCACAGCCCUGUGUGUCCCCCCAGCUGUCGGGCGGUGAGAAGCCCAGGAGCAGCCUGCAGGAGCCCCGCUUUGACUACUGCGGCUGGCAGCCCGCUGAGCUGGACCUCAGCCACUCGGAGCUGCCCCAUGUCAUCGAGAUCUACGACUUCCCGCAGGACUUCGGCACCGCCGACCUGCUGCGCGUCUUCUGCAGCUACCAGAAGAAAGGCUUUGACAUCAAAUGGGUGGACGACACGCACGCACUGGGCAUCUUCUCCAGCCCCAUCGCAGCGCGCGACGCCCUGAGCAGCAGGCACGUGAUGGUGAAGACUCGGCCCCUGGCGCAGGGCACGAGAGCGGCCAAGGCCAAAGCCAGGGCUUGUGCUGACCUCCUGCAGCCGGCGAAGGAGCGGCCGGAGACAUCUGCGGCCCUGGCCCGGAGGCUGGUGAUCGGAGCCCUUGGAGUGCGGAGCAACCAGAGCCGAGCCGAGCGCGAGGCCGAGCGCAAGAAGCUGCAGGAGGCCCGAGAGAAAAAGCGCCUGGAGGACAAGCGGCGGGAGGACGUCUGGGAAGGCCGGGACUGAGCCAGGGCGGCAGCGGAGGAGACCGGAGCACCCAGGGCUGCUGGCAGGCACUUGGCAGGGAGGCACUGUGGUGCCGUGGGCUUCAGACGCCAGCGCAGCCCAGUGCCAGCUGCACCCACACAGGCUGGCCGGGCUGUCAGUGGGGGAAAGGGGAGAGGCCCGUCUGAAGCCUGGCGGGGGGAGAGGGUCCGGCUGACAAAACGCAGCAGCUGUUUGUAUUAGGACUCUUAGUGGGGGUGGGCUGGCAGGCCCUGCCGCCGGUGUGUGCGCCCUGGAAGGGGGCAUUGGCCUCCCUCGGACCUGUCUCUUGCCCUUUGAGAUGCUGGAGCACAGGGAGUCAGUGCUCUGGAGCGCUGGGCUGGGGCAGCGGUAGACCGGCUGAGUCUGGUGGCUGUGCCCUGUGCCUGGCACUGCUCGGGCUGCGCUUGUGCUGGGUAAUGCCCUGACGCACUGGCUGCAGCUGGUCGGUCGCUGCUGGAAACACGGCCUCCAGGCUGCCCAGCUCACUUUCGAGGCUCCCUGCAGCAGCCCAGGCCAUGCGAACAGCCCUGGGCAGCGGGAGGGGAUUUCGCAGGCCUCUGCGUGAGCCAUGCUGAGCGGUGCUGUGCCGAUCCGAGCCAGUGCAGGCUGGGGAUGUGCAGAGCGCGGGUGAGUGAGAAGCCAUGUGCGAUGGAGGUUCCCUGUCCUUUAUUUUGCUAUUAAAUUGCCUGGUUUUUACACUGCC
Messenger RNA from Chrysemys picta bellii (western painted turtle), 5053 nucleotides. The record is from RefSeq and is a predicted model, not a curated record. NCBI's taxonomy places the organism in Eukaryota, Metazoa, Chordata, Testudines, Emydidae.